This is a messenger RNA of Spinacia oleracea (spinach), 1604 nucleotides long. Its product is annotated as protein STRICTOSIDINE SYNTHASE-LIKE 10-like. The record is from RefSeq and is a predicted model, not a curated record. Gene Ontology annotation, cellular component: endomembrane system. Lineage: Eukaryota; Viridiplantae; Streptophyta; Magnoliopsida; Caryophyllales; Amaranthaceae. The coding region runs from base 460 to 1476 and encodes 338 amino acids. Gene Ontology annotation, molecular function: hydrolase activity. The transcript has a single exon.
UUGCGAUUAAAACAUGUACCAUUACGAUUAAAACAUGUACCAUCGAAAUUCAAUUUAUUUACAGAAAUACCCCUGUGAUGUGCAUCACAGCAUGCCGAAAUAGGUUCCUCAUAGGAGUAGAACUCUAACUUGAAACAAAAUCGUUAAAAACUACUCCGUACUCCGUACUAAAUAAAAAGUUUCCUUUUUCUUUACACAACGAACUACUCCGAGGUAAUAGGAAAGUAUGAUUGGAUUAGGAUUUAGUAAGGCGGCACAUAAAAGUUAAAUCCUAUUACUACAUGAUUUAGUAUUACCACGAAGCUAGCUACUCGUAUAAAUUGAUGGCAGCCUUCUUUCAACUCCAAAUCACAUCCCAUCACUUCUUCUCUUUCCUUUCAUCGAAGAAAUUAAAACCUCCCAUUAGUCCCAUAUCUCCUACAAAUCUCAUUAAUUAGCUUUCCCUAAAACCCAGUAACAAUGCACAAGAUUUUAAUCCUUUUCACCUUAUUUAUCCUCACCAGUAACAAUUUCAUCAUCCAGACCGAAGCUCAGUUAUUCCGCUUUAUUCCAAGAUUCAAUGUACCUGGGCUUCACAUUCCUGGUUUUCAACGUGUGCCACACGGAAGACAAUACCAUCGUCUUCCCCUCGGACACCGCGCCGUUGGACCGGAGUCUGUCGCGUUCGAUUGCGACGGAGAUGGUCCGUACGUCGGAGUUUCAGAUGGGCGGGUACUAAAGUGGCAAGGCUCAUCACUCGGUUGGACUGUUUUCGCAGUAACACAUCCGGACAGGUCUGAUUCGUGUGACGGGCUAAACGACUCACCUGCAGAAGACAACUGUGGCAGACCACUCGGUUUAAGAUUCGACACCAAAACAUGCAACUUAUACAUUGCCGAUUCCAGUGUCGGAUUGGUCACGGUUGGCCGUAAAGGCGGUGUCGCCACCUCACUUUCCACCCGCGCAGAAGGGAUCCCCUUCCACUUCCUUAACGCACUCGACAUUGAUUCCGACACCGGCGAUGUUUACUUCACCGAUUCGAGUUCCCGUUUUCGUCGAUGGGAAUUUCGAUCAAUUGACAGGAAUGAUCGAACUGGAAGACUGCUAAAGUAUAACAGGAAGACGAAACACACAACUGUUCUUCUCAAAGGUCUUUCGUUUGCAAACGGUGUUGCAUUGAGCAAGAAUAAAGACUUCGUUCUAGUUGCGGAAACAACAUUCUAUCGAAUUCAGAAGUACUGGCUUACCGGUCCUAAAGCCGGAACCGUUGAACUGUUUCUCCAACUUGCUGGACGACCGGACAAUAUUAACAGGAAUUCAAACGGAGAGUUUUGGAUAUCGCAGAAUCCGGCAAAGCCUGUCAAAGUUAGCGAAGACGGAGUUAUUCUAGAAACAUUAGAUGCUCGUUCUAUUGUUGAUGCUAGUGAUGUUACAGAAAUCAACAAUAAUUUGUGGAUAGGUUCGGUUAUUCAAGGUUACAUUAUCCACACUAGUUAAAUUUUUUGUAAGUUGAAUUCUGGUGAAGUUAAGUAUCAAUUUUCUUAUCCAAAGUUAAGUAGUAUGUUACUUCCAAAAUUGUAAUACUUUUCUCGUUUUGAAUAAUUCUAUGAUAUUAAGAAUUUCCA